This is a messenger RNA of Tachysurus vachellii, 7277 nucleotides long. RefSeq names its product echinoderm microtubule-associated protein-like 4 (gene eml4). Bases 332 to 3286 code for a protein of 984 amino acids. Gene Ontology annotation, biological process: microtubule cytoskeleton organization. NCBI's taxonomy places the organism in Eukaryota, Metazoa, Chordata, Actinopteri, Siluriformes, Bagridae. Gene Ontology annotation, molecular function: microtubule binding. The transcript has 24 exons. Gene Ontology annotation, cellular component: mitotic spindle. The record is from RefSeq and is a predicted model, not a curated record.
GUGUGUAUGUGUGGUAGCGGUUCCUGUACAGGGAGCUAUACGGGAAGCUCCGCCAAAGCAGGCGGAGUCGGAAACGCGCAAAGCUCGAAGCUGUGCGCCUGAGACCCGGAGGAGCUGUGCGCUGUUGCCCGGGGAGCUCACAGCCGAGCUGCCGUGAACACUGGAGCGUCUCCGCCUAUCAGUUCAGCGUAAAACUUCCCCUUUCCCUUCGCCAGGCCCCACAUCCAUCCCUCCAUCCCUUUCUUUUAUUUUCGAAGACCAAAAAGCAGCAGCAGUUUCUCCGGGACUCUCCGGGUGUCUUCUCCUUGUGCUUUUAUAAACUCCUCUGAAAAUGGACGGUUUCGCCGGCAGUUUAGAUGACAGUAUUUCGGCAGCGAGUGUGUCGGACAUGCAGGACCGGCUGUCGUCUCUGGAGCUGCGUGUGCAGCAGCAGGAAGAUGAGCUCACCGUGAUGAAGGCCGCGUUGGCUGACGUGCUCCGACGUCUCGCGCAGUCUGAGGACAUGGCUGCCAAGAAGCAGCAGAUCACCAAAGGUUCGACGCCGCUGCGCGAGGCUUUCUCCAUGUCCUGUAUCGCUAACGGUGGCUCCAGCGGCCUCAAAUCUCACCGAGGCAGCUCCAACGUGUCCGUAGCCAGGAAAGAGACGCUGUCCUCUGCAGCCAAAAGCGGCACGGAGAAGAAAAAAGACAAGCCUCUGCUAGAGGAGAUCAAGGAGAAGGAAGAACCACCACAAGCUAACGAUAAACCCCCUUCAACACCCAGCACACCACAGGCACCGUCCCCUUCCAGCCAACCCCCUUCCCCUCAUCCCUUGCAGCCCCAGAGGGCCACCCAUGAGAGCAAAGGGUUCUCCCCAGCCAAAAGGGGCCACAGUGCAAAGCGUAGUGGAGGAAUGGAGCGCUCACAGAGCACCACAUGGGAGAGUGGCGAGGAGAACAGGAACAAGCUGGUGAAAGCUGCCUCCACUUCCAAACUGCUGGCCAAAGUUGUGAAGAAUGCAGAGAAACACAGAGAUCCAGUUAUCAGCCAAGCCAAAAUGUCGACUCGUGAGAAAAACAGUCAAGAGGGCGACUAUAUCAAGAUGUUCAUGCGCGGACGACCAAUCACCAUGUUCAUCCCGUCUGAUAUAGAGAACUACGACGACGUGCGAACUGAGCUUCCCUCAGAGAGACUCAAGCUGGAGUGGGUAUACGGCUACAGGGGCCGAGACUGCAGGGCAAACGUGUAUUUGUUGCCCACUGGGGAGAUCGUCUAUUUUAUCGCCUCAGUGGUGGUGCUGUUCAACUAUGAAGAGCGAACACAGCGUCACUACCUAGGGCAUACUGACUGUGUGAAAUGUCUCGCUGUUCACCCGGAUAAGAUCCGCAUCGCUACAGGACAGAUCGCAGGAGUGGACAAAGACGGCAGGCCACUGCAGCCACAUGUGAGAGUUUGGGACUCUGUCACUCUGCAAACACUGCAGAUCGUUGGCUUGGGCACCUUUGAAAGAGGAGUGGGAUCCCUCGCUUUUUCUAAAGCAGACUCGGGCAUCCACCUCGGUGUGGUGGACGACUCCAAUGAGCACAUGCUGACUGUGUGGGACUGGCAGAAGAAGUCCAAAAUUGCUGAGAUUAAGACUACCAACGAGGUUGUCUUAGCCGUUGAGUUCCACCCAACAGACGCAAACACAAUUGUCACCUGCGGCAAAUCACACAUCUUUUUCUGGACGUGGAGCGGCAACUCUCUGGCUCGCAAGCAGGGCAUCUUUGGGAAAUAUGAAAAACCCAAGUUUGUGCAGUGUCUGGCCUUCCUUGAUAACGGUGACAUUCUGACCGGAGACUCAGGAGGUGUCCUGCUUAUCUGGACCCGCAGCACAGCGGACCCACCACCAGGCAAAGGACUUAAAGCAUUUCAGAUCAGCCGUCAGAUCAAGGCCCACGAUGGCAGUGUGUUUACACUGUGUCAGCUGAGGAACGGCACCCUACUGACUGGAGGAGGUAAAGACCACAAGAUCAUCCUGUGGGACCACAACCUCAACCCCGAGAGAGACAUCGAGGUUCCAGAUCAAUUCGGAACCAUUCGAGCCGUCGCAGAGGGGAAGGGAGAGCAGUUCCUCGUUGGCACGUCACGCAACUUCGUCCUGAGGGGAACUUUUAAUGACGGCUUUCAGGUGGAGGUGCAGGGUCACACAGAUGAGCUGUGGGGUUUGGCCAGUCAUCCAUAUAAAGACCUUUUCCUCACCUGUGCACAGGACAGACAGGUGUGUCUGUGGAACUCAGUGGACCAUUCACUGGAAUGGACUAGACUGCUGGACGAGCACGGUCACUGCGCAGACUUCCACCCUAGCGGUGCUGUGGUUGCCAUUGGCACUCAUUCAGGGAAGUGGUACGUUCUGGAUGCUGAGACUAGGGACCUGGUGGCCAUCCACACAGACGGCAACGAGCAGUUGUCAGUGAUGCGCUACACUGUGGAUGGUACACUGCUGGCAGUGGGAUCACAUGAUAACUUCAUUUACCUCUACACAGUAUCGGAUAACGGACGCAAGUACAGCAGAUACGGAAAAUGCUCUGGACAUUCCAGCUACAUUACGCAUCUUGACUGGUCCCCCGACAACAAGUUCAUUAUGUCCAACUCAGGAGACUAUGAAAUCCUCUACUGGGACAUUCCAAAUGGCUGUAAGCUGAUUCGUAACCGCUCUGAUUGUAAGGAUAUCGACUGGGCUACAUACACAUGUGUUCUGGGAUUCCAUGUCUUCGGAGUGUGGCCCGAGGGUUCUGACGGAACAGACAUCAACGCUCUGGUCAGAUCUCACAACAGGAAAGUCAUCGCUCUGGCUGAUGAUUUCUGCAAGGUGCAUCUGUUCCAGUACCCCUGCUCCAGACCUAAGGCCCCAAGUCAUAAGUACAGUGCCCACAGCAGUCACGUGACCAACGUUAGCUUCAUGCACAACGAUAGGCACCUGGUGUCGACAGGUGGCAAGGACACCAGCAUCAUGCAGUGGCGCUGCGUGGGCAUGAGCGAUCCUCUGCAGAACUCAAGCACACGAGUCCAGGCCCCCGUGGCUGCUGUUCCCACCUCUCUGCCGAUCACCAGAAUGGAUCCCAUCUCCAAUACACCACCCCCGACCCCACCUGAGUUGCUGGAUGCCACCCCUAAUGGACAGCAAGAAGACCACCAAACUACACCUUCCGCAGAUGAGCCCACACCCACGUCCGACAGCACCGCGAGCCCAAAGGACAGUCUGGAGCCAAGCGAUGACACAGCCACGCCCAGCGACGAGGGCACACCCUUUACUCCACCCUCUUAAAUCUGGUGUCCGAGGUGAUUAGCCCUGGUCUCCAUUCGAGUUCUCCACCCACAGGCACUAGGCUUACCGCGAAGGCUGUAGUGCAUGCACAGGGGCUCCUUAAGGUUUUAAUCUUUUCAGGUUCUUUCUAUGUUUCUUUCAACACGUGUUUGUAUGUCGUUAAUCCGAGAGGGAGAAAAGAGGCAAAAAUGAAUGAAGUAUCCUUGUGUUGCCCAGGAGGAAUCGUGCUUCAAGUAUGUAGAUAAAAUAGCUGUCGCAAACUGACACUAGUAUGCCCGGAUACACUGAUACACACAAACACUACACAAACAUGAGGUUUACUCACACAUACACACGGGGGAACAUACCAAAACACAAAAGAAAAAAACAAGGAUUUAGUAAAUUAUGGAGUGAACCUUAACAUAGAAUAAAAUAUCUGCCAGUAUAAAUGCAAAGUAUAGCUGAAAUGAGUGAAAUUAAAUAUAGGCUUAUGUUAAGAUGUUUAAACUAAUCAUUUACUCUGUUUUGUGAAUAAUGAGGAGUUUCAAAGUAUUUUUGUUGUUGUUGUGAAAUGCCUGCAUAGCAUCUUUACCUGAGCCAAGAAUCUAUUGAAAAUGCCAGGCAGGUUAACACUGACUCAUUGAAUGGACUCAAACUCACUCACUCAACUCAUUGGCUUCUACACAAGUUAGCAUCAUCAUGGACAAAUUUUAAGCAUGGCAUGAAGCUAAUAAUUAAAUGUUCAUAAUCAACCAGGUAUAUUAUCAAUCAGUCUAUUAACACAUAUGCACAAACACACACAUACACACACAUGUAUACACACGUCCACACACAGUUUUUCUGAGGCUGCAGUUUGUUAAAAUUUUCUUCUGGACUUCAUCUCGUGCGUCUCUGCAGCUCUGGCCAGCACAGUGUAUGCAGAUCAGAUCAGCAGGCUGUCUCGACGUAUUCAGCAUGGAUUGUCUCGCAAAAACAUCCUCGAACAGACUUCAUCUAAACGCUUCAUGCCCAUGUCUCUUUCCGUUCGUGAUUCAUUUUCAGACGCUUAUUUUCCCCUUUAAUCUAUUCAUUGAACUGUUUGUUUUUUUUUUAUCUUGAGAGUAGAUUAAAUGAGUCUUAAACGUGUGUGAUUGUGUGUGUAUGAGAUCAUGUGCUGAUGGAUGAGCUGACUUUUUUCUCUUCUUUCAUCUUUCAUUCCACAAGAUGAUGUUGCACCUUUUAUUUCCUCCCUCCCACAGGAACUCAGGAUCAUUCGAUAGGUCACCUUCCUAGUCAUUGUGGGAGAGAGAUCUGUCUUUGUUCUCCUUUCACUUUCUCAGUGUUUUUCACUACUUCAGUAAUGCAUUGUGAUAAUGAUAUUGGACUAAAGGAUAACAUUUUGAAGUGUUUUAAGCAUGAGCUGCAGCACAGAAGAGCAGUCCACAGCAACACUCUUAGUGGCUCUUGACUCUCACGGUUUCUUCUCGGUUACAGAGACGAGUUGUUUACUAUAAAGAAAGAGUAAAGCACCAAUUACUGACAGAAGCUGCCUCCAACUUAAUGGUGAUUCUAAACACAGAACUGUUUUCAACAUGUGCUCAUCACCUUCCCUUUGUUAUUUAUAUUUUUUAGACCACACAAAAUGCUAAGGUGCUGCAACUAGAGAUGGAUUUCAAAAGAAAAAAAAAUCACUGCUCUUUCUGGCUUAAUUGUAAAACAUCCUGCUCACUCUUAUAACCUCUUACUCACUACAGCUCACUCAACUCCCUCCUGCUUAUUCUUAUAACCUCUUAUUUACUUAUAAAAUCUCUUACUCACUCCUCCUGCUCAGUCUAAUAUCCUCUUUCUCACUUUUGUAACCUCUUACUAACUCCCGCUUACUAUUAUAUCCUCCUGCUCAUUCUUAGAACCUCUUACUGAAUCUUAUAACCUCUUACUAACGCUGAUAUAACAUUUUACUGGCUCCUCCUUCCUGGUUGAAUCACCCACAUGUAGCUAACACACAGUUAUUUGAAAGGAAGGUGAUAAGUGUGUGCUGAAAACAUUAAAAUGCAGGCCUAAGAAGGUCUACACAAAAUAACCCCUGCAGCCUAGUCUCAGUGUUGCUGGUGUAGCUGGCGACAUCUUCUGUACACAUGCAGCAUUGCGAGGUAAUGAACGGGACAUGAACAUUUUAGUAUUGAAUGUUCGGGAUGAGUAUGUAUAAAGGCAUGAGUCUGCAUGAUUUCUCUUUAAAUGGUAAGAAUAAUGAUGAAGGCAUUAGGAGUAUUAAGAGUAAUGGGGGGUUUCUAAAGAUUUUGGUAUGUGAAUGAUGAACGUAUGCUGUGUUUUAAUGGGUUUUUAUACACAAAGUUCUGAGUGUAUUUGAUACUGGUGUAGUGUAAGUGGUGUGCAUGUUCACAAAAGCCAUUUCGGCAUUAAAAGUGUUUAAUAGGUGGAAUGUAAAGAUGUAAAGAAGAUGAUUUGCUACCAAGUGGUCCAGUGUGGUGUAUCGCUGCAGCAGUGCUGAUAAUACAGCCGCUCUUCUCCAGCUGGUCUGCAGUUUUUCUAACCUUUUGGUUUAUAAGGUUUUUUUGGGAUUGCCAAGGUUUUUUUUUUUUAUAUAUAUAUAUAUAUAUGAUAGAUUUGGUGUUUUCAGAAAGAAUGCAUCUGUUCGAUCUCUAUAGACUUUUUUGAACCUGCUUUUGCUGUAAUACUUAGCUUUAUUGCAAAAUAGCACUAUUCCUUUGCUCAGGGUUGAACCUGGUCACCUUCCUCUCCUACUUCUGCCUCUGUGUUGUACCACCUCUUUAAAAUGACAGCAAAUUUACACACACACACACACACACAACACAACACAACAUGCCCUUGGUCUUUGUGACCGGCAUGAGCUUCAGGCUAAGUUCAGGGAUUUCACAGGCUGCCAUUUCCAUACACCAUUAUUUGUACAUUCACAUGUGGAUACUAUCUGUAUAUAAUAGUUCCUCAGUAUGUAUAUAACUCAACAGGAAUGCAUCCUGUCCAAUAACUCAGCCAUGUUCACCAAGAAAAACCUUUUGGCUGGUUUGCUGCAGAACCACACUGAAAACCUAGCUGAUAAGACAUCUGAUAACGACACGAUCAUGAACCUGCAGUUAGAAAGCAGCUUUGAUGUAAAGUUGAUGCAUUUCUCAGUCAGUUCGAUUCACUCAGACACAGUUUGCAUCUAGGACCCGUACUUGUGAAACUGGCCUGUCAUUUUUAUUUUAUUUUUAUGCAUCCAGUGAAGAUGACAUUCACAACUCUCUCACCUGACAUUGGUGUGUAAAUAAUGGGCUUCAUUAGGAAUGUUUCUUGAAUGUCACGAGUGGCCUUGCUAUGUAUCUUCUUUGGUUGAGUGUGGAAUAUGGUAUUGGUAAAUAUAUUGUAUUUUUUGGCUUUUGAAGGGGUGUUUCAUUUAAUGACAGCAGGUAUGACAUCCAGAAGUACUUUUUAUAUCAUUGAAAUGGCACUGUGGACAAAUGCAGAGAUUUUUCAUUGGCCAGGCCAGAUCCAUGUCUGACAUUCAGUAAUCAGACUGAUUCAUUUUUUAUUGUUUUUUUUUUUUUCUUUUUUUAAAGGUCUGUAUAUCUGAAGGGUUUUGACAGACAUUUACAGUGCGUGAAAUGGCUUUGUAUUAUUAAAAAAAGUGUGGGAGAGAAAGGAAGAAGGAAAGAGUGAGAAUGUAAAACUGGAGUGGAAAAUUAAAACUCUUCUGGAAUGUUCUGGAUCUCCAGCUUGUGGCUUUUUUCACACCAGGAAACCCUGGAAUCAGUUUCUCCAAAUGCUUUCCCAAUUGCCAGUUUGCUCGAUCAGAUUCACAUUGGAUGAGUGGGAAAGAAGCCGGUUUUCAUGUUAAAAGCUUUGUGAUAAACGUGAUGAAGUUGGUUGCAGCGAUGAUAAUGAAAACCUAUGCUGACAAAUAUGAACCUUUUUUCUUGUAACAGUGUUUGAGCCAUUAUGUCUUUCAUGCAUUCCUGUCAAUGGGCAGAAAAAUACUAAAGAUUUUAGAAAAUAAACAUCCAUUUUAAAAUAA